UGUGUGUAGGGAAGGCGGCGGGCUGCUCGGCUCUCGGAGACUGCGGGCGCCAUGGUAGGGGGCGAGACAGCCGCCGCGGUGGAGGAGCUGGUCUCUGGGGUGCGGCAGGCGACCGACUUCGCGGAGCAGUUCCGCGCCUAUUCGGAGAGCGAGAAGCAAUGGAAGGCCCGCAUGGAGUUCAUCCUGCGCCACUUGGCCGACUACCGCGACCCGCCCGACGGCGGCGGCCGCCUGGACCAGCUGCUUUCCCUCUCCAUGGUCUGGGCCAACCACCUCUUCCUGGGUUGCAGUUACAACAAAGACCUUUUAGACAAGGUGAUGGAAAUGGCUGAUGGGAUUGAAGUAGAAGACCUACCACAGUUUACUACCAGGAGUGAAUUAAUGAAAAAGCAUCAAAGCUAAGUCGGAAGAUUCAUCACAUGUUCUUCUUCAGCUACACAGGUUUAGAAAGGACACUGGCAUGUUGACCACAGAUAAUCUCUUAAGACUCCUGGUAUUGCCACUAUAUAGCCAUGAGGCAGUGGGAACAAAAGGGAAUCGUGUCUUGAUUGUUUUAAAAUUCUCAUUCUCCAGUAUAUCAUUGUGAAAGUAUGCAUGGAUAUUUAUGUAUUUAUAAAUCAUGCCUUUAUUUUCAGCGUGAAUGUCCAGACUUUUGUUAAUACCUUUUUUAAUGGUGAUGUAAUAACAGGUAAUGAAUUUUACAUUUGGAUUUUUCAACAAUGUACCUUUAAGUGUGAUUCUGUUUCAUGGUCUUUUUUUUCCUCCUGCCUUCUGAGGCAAACCAGAUCCUUUAUUUCCAUCUGAUGUUUAUGUUAUCCAUAUAUACUAAUGUUACAUAAAUUCAUCUUUUUUUUUAUUUUUUAAAGAAAUGAUUGACAGUCAAAUCAUAAGCUUUGAGGAAGUCAGCCUACAAAAAAGUCUAGCCUUAUCUUAAAACUCAGUAACAUAUAAGAUUCCAGUUAUUUGUAGGUUCUCUAGUAGUUCUCUAAAGCUCCUGGGGAAAGCCCACAUUUUCUUUCUGGAGGCAACCUAAGGCUUCCAUUUUCUAGACUUGAGAAAUUGCCUUACACAUGGCCCUUAAACAAAUUCUUGUUUAGUGUAUUGUUGCUCUGCUUUGAAAUUCUGGUGUUAAUAUCCCCCGGUUUAGUUAAUGUAGCUAUUCUUUACCUCCCUCCUUGUUCUUUUUUUUUAUUAACUACCCACCAUUAAUUACUUACCUCUAGGCAUGAAUACUGCAUUUGUGGGGCAGCAUUGUAGUAAUCACAGUAAAAGUCACUCAUCACUGUGUUUGGCAUUGGGAAUGGUGGUAAAUUAGUGGAUCCUGCCUUAGCUCUAUAAACACAGGUAAUGGAAUAAUCAGAAGUGCUAAAGAGGAGGAGAGCUAGCUUAUGGGCUAUGGUAUAUUUGGGAGCAAAGAGAUGGCAAGGUCCAGUGUCACACCUAUGUAUGGACAUAUCUCUGUAUACCUUUACUUCUGAUCUGGAUUGCUUGCUAGGGUAGACUAAGGAAAAGAAGUCAAGAUUUGUGAUCUAUAACCCUGGACCAGCCACCUCUCCUUGAGCCUUACCUAGAAAUGGAGAUCAAAUCAGUACUGUAGUGAGGAUUAGGAUGUUUGAGCCAUGCAAGUAUUUAGUGAGCCAAAGCCUUUUCUUUUCCUCAACUGUAGCUUAGUAUCUAUUUUGAUUAUCCAUACAAAUUUGUGAGGCUUAGAAAAUAAAAUUACAAAGUCAAGUCAUUUUUAAAAUGCUUUUUCCAUAGGAUCCUGGUCAUGGAUUCUAUUCAGUGUCCCAAAUUAAACAAUAGCUUGUCAGGAACACAUUCACUACAUGUAGCAAACCCUGGGCCCCACCAUAUCACCUGAAUUCAUUUAUUUUAAAAGAUUUAUUUAUGCAUACAAGAACUAGGGUACAGGGCAGAAAUGUGGGAGGGUGAGAGGAUACGCUAGAGACCUAGUGGGGGAUAACAGGUGGAUUGACAGAAAUACACUGCUGAGGGUAACUUGGCAUAUCCCAGCUGCCCAGUACUAAAGUCUGGGCCAGAUAUCCUUCUAUCUGGAACAUGUCAAUUUCUGAGGCCUGAGAUUUGUCAUCUAGUCAUAGCUCUCAUUUUUGACUAGCUUAGGGACACCUUUCAGUUCUGUAGGAAGAGUAAACACAAAUCUUAAGAGGAAAGUGAAUUGCAACAGAUUUUUGGUCAUAUGGAAAUUUCUUCCUUAAAUAAGAAGUCUAUGUUAAAAAUAAUUUCUGUCCUCACAGGGACUUAUAGCUAUGUAUCUAUACAUAUCUUCAGGGAAGAAACAAAAUUUUGCCUGGCUUGCUUUCCAUUAAGAUAAAUACCAUUGAAAUAAGUAUUUAAAAUAAAAGCAAGCCAGGUAAAAUUCUGAUUCUCCCCCCAAGUCACUCUGACCUCUCAAAGUUACAACUCCCAGGGGUGUUCUCCCGGCUAGUACAGGGGUUAAAGUCUCAGUGUUAUCAAGCUGUUGCCAGCCACUGCUGCAUGAGUUUGAUCACCAACCAGGGAG
Condylura cristata (star-nosed mole) is the source of this 2521-nucleotide messenger RNA. It is a transcript of the gene XTBD1, whose product is annotated as CDKN2A interacting protein N-terminal like. The record is from RefSeq and is a predicted model, not a curated record. The coding region runs from base 52 to 402 and encodes 116 amino acids. The transcript is spliced from 3 exons. Lineage: Eukaryota; Metazoa; Chordata; Mammalia; Eulipotyphla; Talpidae.